AUGUCUUACGAUGUGAAAUUUUCAUAUGAUGAACUGGCAUCUGAUUCGUUCCCAAUGAAAGUAGUAGAUGGAAUAAUUUUGGAAUUCAAAGGACGUCAAGUGGUGAGGAAGGAAGGCGAAAUUAUGCUCCUUGGUGCCAAUCCAUCCGCAGAAGGUGAAGAUGAGGGUGAAGGAGGUAGCGAAGAAAUUGUUGAACGGGGGAUCGAUUUUGUUCUCAAUCAUCGAUUGCAGGAGAUGAAUUGUUAUGAAGAUUUGGCCACUUUUAAAUCGUAUUGCAAGUCAUUUAUGAAAAAAGUAGUUGAGCUGAUGCAAAAGAACGGUAAAACAGAAGAUGAAGUAAAUGAAUUUAAGAAGAAAAUUCAACCUUGGGUACUGUCACUUUGGAACAGGGAUCGAUUCAAGCAGCUACAGUUUUUCGUUGGUAAGCUUUUUUUUUCGCACGUUUGCCGAGAAUCUGUGCAAAAUAUCUUGAUAAUCACGAUUUAUCGUGAUUUUUUCUUGUCAUGA
Messenger RNA from Gongylonema pulchrum, 507 nucleotides. NCBI's taxonomy places the organism in Eukaryota, Metazoa, Nematoda, Chromadorea, Rhabditida, Gongylonematidae. The record is from the annotation of a GenBank genome assembly.